CUUCGCUUCGGAUCGCCGCUUGUUCGUCUAAUCAGUUCUUGACAUGACCACACAAUAGUUAAAAGCUCGAGGGAGGUCAUCGCGAUACAAGCUGUAAACUAUGAUUUUACGACGAUAGAAGCUGCACUCUAAAGCAUCUCUUCGCUUUUGCUAUGUGUUAUGUUGCCUUGGGGAGUUUGCCACUGUGGGUUUUCUCGAUUUGAAUUGAAAUGGCGACUUCUCGCAUCUCUUGGGACGUUUACGUCCCUAACUUGCUUGAAACAGGGACACUAUUGACCAGAUGGGAAGAGGAGUCCAACUCAAGUCAAGGGCUGUUUUUCUGUGUCGACAAAUAUGGCUUCUUUUUGGGCUGGAGAGAAGAGGAUAAGGAAGGGAAUUGUCUGGAUCUUUGCCAUGUGAGCGAAGUAAGACCGGGUGGUAUACCAAAGGAUGCCAAAUUGAGAGAAACGCUGCAAAGUGAAGGAGAGGGAUCGUUGGAAGACAGGUCAUUUACUGUUGUCUUUGGUCAAAAUCUUGUGGAUGUCACCUACUUGCAUUUAACAGCACCAUCAUGUAAAAUUGCAAAGGAAUGGAUUGAUGGACUCCCACCCUUAUUACACAACCUCAACAUUUGGAAUGCCAGUAUCUUGACACAGUUGUUUAAACUCUAUAUCAAGCUCACUGUUCAUUUGGCAACUCCUUCCAACAAGAUUUCUGUAAAGAAUAUCUGCAAGUGCCUGAAUGUUGGAAAGUACGAGCAAAGAGUAUUUGAAGGACUAGAAGCUAUGAAACUUCCCUGUGGGAAGACUGACGAACUUGACUGUUCAUCAUUUACCUUCGAGCAGUUUUAUCAGCUCUACUUGAAAGUUUGUGGCAGGCUUGAAAUUGAACAACUGUGCAUUAGGUGGGGUGGUGGCAAAGCCCCCUACCUUAAUGUCAACCAGCUGGUUAACUUCUUGAAUCAUGAGCAAAGAGAUCCUCGACUGAAUGAGAUACUCUACCCAUAUUACAACAGAGAGAAGGCCCUUUCUCUAAUAUGGAAGUAUGAGAAAUCUUUGGAUAACCUACAAAGAGAUCGCAUCACUGUCAAUGGACUGACAAGAUAUCUACUGAGUGACGACAAUCUUCUUAUGAUGCCUAACAGAGUGGAAAUUUAUCAGGACAUGACACAGCCUCUGUCACACUACUUUAUUAACUCGUCACACAAUACCUACCUUGUGGGGCGUCAGUUUGGCGGCAAGUCUUCUGUGGAGAUGUACAGGCAAUGCCUGCUGGCAGGCUGUCGGUGCAUUGAACUGGACUGCUGGGAUGGGCCUGGUGAUGAGCCCAUUAUAACACAUGGCAAAGCCAUGUGUACUAACAUCAUAUUGAAGAAGGUAGACCGCUUCCAUCACCGAGCCAUCUCAAAAGAAAAAUAAUCAUCAAGAACAAGAAACUCAAACCAGAACAAGAAAUGGAAGAUUUCAGUGAACUGCUUAGCGAUUAUGAACCCACUGACUCUUCAGGUUACCGUGCAGGAAGCAUUAAGGAAACUGCAAUUAUUGAUGAUGAAAUUGAAGAGGAGGAUGAGGUGCCGGAAAGUGAUAAUGAUGAUGAUGAUGAUGAUGAUGAUGAUGCUCGUGACCGAUCUGUAAGCUGCGAGGAGUUUGAUAAAAUUAUGGCAUACAGUGAUAAAAUUUGCAACGACCUUUUACGAGAAUCUACAUCAACUGCGGCGGAAGAAUCGUCUGAUGACAAGUCUGUGACCCUUGAUAACAUUUCUCAGUUUAGCUCGGAGUCAGAUUCAGUGUCAGAGUACUCAAACUUUCUUCUUUCCAGGAUUCUUAAUGAUGCAGGCUUAAAUGGUGUAUCUAAAGAUCUGGACAAUACCUUUGUCAUGUCAAGGAAUAGUAGGAACUUUCUCGAAAUGCAAGGAAUUGAGUCAGUAGCAGACAGUAGUUCAGAAAGUAGUUCAAGAUCGUCAAGAACUAACGAAGAAGGAAUACCUUCUUCAGCAAACCGCGUUUCAGGGAUCUCUCUGGCUUCAACUUUGAGUGCAACUUCAGAUGGUUCCACUGACAGUGAAAGUCUUUCUGUAACACCAACUGUGACUGUGACAGACAGCGGGGAGACACUUUACAAGUUUCCAUCUACCAAAGAAGAAAGUAACACACCUGAUGUUGUUCAUAAACCAUACCGUAGUAAUGGUGGGCUUGAGUCUAUUAGAGAAGUUUCUGAUUCUACCGAAAAUGACAAUCACAAAGGUGCUGAUGAUUCUGAUGAAAGUUCCUUAAAAUCAGAGGGGAAGAAGGUUGAUUCAGAGCCUGAAGAAAAUGAUCAAAAAAAUGGGAAAAUUUCAUCCGUAAUUCAGUGCAAUGGCAAGGUAGAUUCUAAAAGAACUCACCCUUCAGUACAAGGAACGAAUUCUGGAUCAUCAUCCUCAAGAGGCAGCAAAGACUAUUCUUAUGAUCCAAAAUUCUUUUGCGGAAGGAAAGAGAGUAAUGCAAGCACACAAAGUGUGGAUUCAAAUUUGGAGGAUGACGAAGAGCGAGAUGUCAUCAGUGAAUUUAAGAAACGAGAGGAGAAACUGGCCAGCUUUGGAAGUUCACUGAGACUUAAUAUGGUUGGGGGCAAGAAGACAUCAAGGGCAGCCAGUCUCACUCCCGAAGACUUGGAAUGCUUAGCACAAAUGACUACCACUUCAACCACUGGAAGCAUUCAUCCCUUCUUGUCAUCAUUGGUCAAUUACAUUCAUCCAGUACCAUUUACUGGAUUUGACGAAGCAGAAAAAAAGAACUUGUCUCAUCACAUCUCAUCAUUUAAUGAGUCUACUGGGUUUGGUUUACUGAAAGCAAGUCCAGUAGAAUUUGUCAGAUAUAACAAACGUCAGAUGUCAAGGAUCUACCCGAGGGGGAGUAGGGUGGAAUCAAGCAACUACAUGCCACAGGUGUUCUGGAAUGUUGGUUGCCAAAUGGUCUCUCUCAACUUUCAAACAUCAGACUUAGCCUUUCAACUGAAUGAUGGAAAAUUUGAAUACAACAAAAGAUGCGGGUAUCUUCUCAAGCCUGAUCUUAUGAGACGGUCUGACAGGCAGUUUGAUCCAUUCACUGAAUCAGUCAUUGAUGGAAUGGUGGCUGCUUCAGUUGUUGUUAAGGUGAUAUCAGGGCAGUUCUUGUCAGAUAAGAGGAUAAGCACGUGUGUUGAAGUGGAUAUGUAUGGCCUUCCUACUGAUACACUGCGGAAGAAGUACAAGACAAAAUUUGUACCAAACAAUGGCAUGGAUCCAGUUUAUGAAGAGGAUUCAUUUGAAUUCAGACGGGUUGUGUUUCCAGAACUUGCACUUUUGAGAUUCGGUGUUGUAGAUGACAAUGAUAAACUGAUUGCCCAGAGAGUUAUUCCAUUAGAUGGUUUACAGUCAGGAUUUCGCCACAUUUCCUUGAGAACAGAGAACAACAUGCCAUUACCAUUAGCAACAUUGUUUUGUCAAAUUUCCCUCAAGACAUACAUUCCUGAGAGAUAUACAGCCAUUGUUGAUGAACUAUCAGAGCCAAUAAAGUACCAGUCUGCCGUGGACAAGAGAGCUGCUCAAAUGGUUGUGUUUGGCAUCGAUGAGGAUGAAGACCCCCACAGUAAUUUUGCCUCAUUUUUAAAGUUUUCGCCUUCAUCUAAUUCCUUAUCAAGAAUAAAGAAUGCGGCUUCCUUGACUUCCAUCAGUACUGCUGGUGGAAUUUCACCUGCUCCAGCUCGACCUCGGGAAUCUGUUGUGACACUGAAUUAUGGUGGUGCAAGAUCCUCAUCAGAACUUACCCUUAUCGAGAGUAAUGUUCCAAAGAAACGUAAGUUAAUAAGUCUCAGACUGGAGAAUGUUUCCCAUGUUUCUUUAUGCCAUUGGCAAGCAACCAUGUAUCUUGAUGGAAACCCUGAGCGUACAGCCAUGCAAAGGAUUCACACAGGAGAACUUGAAAAGCUCAUAACAAACUAUGAAAAGAUUAAAGUGACUGCCAUAAAAACACAUGAGCGAGCACUCAAACGAUGUGGAGAAGAAAGGUCAGAGGAGCUGAGAAGAGUUCAUGAGAACAAGAUGCUUUAUCUGAACAAGACUCAAACUGACAUGGCAAAGCAAAAAUUAACUGCCCAGACAGAGGAGUGGAUAAACAUGAUUAACCGACAAGUUGAGGAAGAGAUUGCUCUCUAUGAACCACAAGCAGAUAUGCAACUUGAGACGUUGAAGAAAGUGAUGGAUUCUGUCCAUGAAACUCAAGUAAAAGAAGUUAUGGCAAGACACGAAAAGGAAAACAGUGAGAUAACAAAGAAACAGACAAAGCAGUCAAUGGAAUCUGCCAAAGCCCUGGCACAGGACAAAAAUAUCCAAUCUAAAGAGGAAAGGGACAGGAGACAGAGAGAGCUAGACAAGCAAAACCUCAAACAGUUUGUGGAUGAAAGGCAAAGGUUGUCCAAGAGACAAGAAAGAGAACUUGAAGAACUAAAAAACCAGCAUAAAGAGGAGAGGAAGAACUUGGAAGUUGAAUUUCAGAAAGUUGUGUCAGAAAACAUGGACGAAAUCAAGACAAAUGGUGAGAAGUCUAGGAAAGCUAUCCACACGGCAUUCCAGACUGUUUUACCAACACACUGAAGUGGAACCUUAACAGUAACUUUAACCUUUUGUAUAUAAGUUAAUACUGCAGGUCAGUAUUGAACAAACCUUAGUUUGUAAUGUAUAUAAUAUUAAAAAAAUUUACCUCAUGGCAGGCAAGCAGACAGUUUUCCCUGUUUCAAUCUUAGUUCAAAACAGAGUGAUAUUUAUAAGUAAGAAGAACAUGAUAUUUUAUUGGUUAUGGAGCUCUUAAACUGGAAUCAAUUUAUGUUAAAAAUGCUUAGAUGAAGGAGGUUAAUGCUGUAUUGGUAUUGCACAUAUAUACCCGUGGUAUUAUGGACAAGUCUACUUGAUAUUUUCUCCCAGGAAGUAAGCAUCAGAUGGUUGUUUUCAAUUUGAAUUGAAACAGUGGAGUGGAGAAUGUAAUAGUCAGAAUAUACUUUAUCUUUUGGGUUGUUUUUAGAAUUAAAGGUUGGGAACCCCAGGUAGGUGAGGUAACCUGCCCAGCUGUGGUCAGAAAAUAGCCCGUGUCUACAUAUACAGGUAAUCUUUCAACCCUGGAAUCUCAAGGUGGUUUCUAGAGGCUGUUGGUGCAUAGCUAGGCAGUUACCCCACCUGGAGACAUUUGCAUGGCAAAUUGGGACCCUAGCUGAUAGGGUUAGCUUUCCUGCCAGACAUGGGCAACUUGGGUGGGGUGGCCCACCUAGGCAGGUUUCCUCACCUUGGUAGGUUACCUCACCUACCUCAUCAUGAAAACAGGCCAUGUCACUUUGAUAUUAAAAUUCCUGAUACAGUGGGUAAAGUUUUCAUGCUCAAUAUCAGUUUGAUCUUCAGUGCACCAUGUCUGUCAUGUGCUUACUUAUUUCAAUUAUUUUAAAAGGGUUAAAAAGUUGUCAAGACAAGUUAUUUUAAUUUAUUCAUCAGUGUACUUUACAACAAUGUAGCAAGUGAGUGUCAUGUCCUCUUCAUGCAAAGUAAGCUUUGUCUCCAACUUAAUAUAUAGUCGAGGAGUUUGGGAAUUGUGGUGUAGUUUUUAGACUAUUUUAAUUCAUUAUUUUGUUUGGCAAAAGAAAUUGAGAAAGCUCUGCUUCUUCAGAUGUACGUGUACAUACUGUGUGAAAAGUGAACUUGGACAUGAGAUGUAUGGGAUAUCUGGCACUAAGAAAAUCUUGGUGUUGCUUAGUUGUAAAGGCUCUGUAACUUUAUACAAAACAUAUUGAAAAAGGAAAAAAUUACUAAUAUAAAAAUGAGAUAGCAAUGAUUUACAUUAAAAGUUCCAUAUAAGUGUGGAAAUUAAUAAAAUUAGGUAUUACAUA
Messenger RNA from Pocillopora damicornis (cauliflower coral), 5868 nucleotides. Its product is annotated as 1-phosphatidylinositol 4,5-bisphosphate phosphodiesterase beta-4. Gene Ontology annotation, biological process: phosphatidylinositol metabolic process; phosphatidylinositol-mediated signaling; release of sequestered calcium ion into cytosol. The record is from RefSeq and is a predicted model, not a curated record. Lineage: Eukaryota; Metazoa; Cnidaria; Anthozoa; Scleractinia; Pocilloporidae. Gene Ontology annotation, molecular function: calcium ion binding; phosphatidylinositol-4,5-bisphosphate phospholipase C activity.